Opisthorchis viverrini is the source of this 8143-nucleotide messenger RNA. RefSeq lists its product as hypothetical. The record is from RefSeq and is a predicted model, not a curated record. The transcript is spliced from 21 exons. NCBI's taxonomy places the organism in Eukaryota, Metazoa, Platyhelminthes, Trematoda, Opisthorchiida, Opisthorchiidae. Bases 64 to 7725 code for a protein of 2553 amino acids.
CGCAAUUCGUUACGCAGAACAACAUAGCUGGAUAUCUCUCGGCCAAACACUAUUGAGAGCAAAAUGCAGUCAAUAUUUUUGUGCCUGAUAAUUGUGACCUUAUGCAUGCCGAAGUGUCUUGGCAUCUCGAGUGUGCAAAUGCCGCAAGACGUAAUGCUGAAUGAUGCCCCUUCCGCACCCGGAUACAGCUUACUUCGCAAUGAUAUAACAAGGCAAAAUCUCCGUGUAGUACGGGGCCUUUCAUCUCCGUUAUUGCAUGUCCACCUUCCUAUUCAAAUGAGGGCUCAGAAGGGCCAGGUUUGUCGUGUUGAGGUAGAAGAGUGUCAACCUUUGUUAUCAAUGGUGGGGCAUUUGGAACCAAAAAAAUUCGACUGUUCGUUUGCUGAUGGGGAUGUCGUUUACUACCACGGAGGGAAUCCGCUAACCAAUCACGAUCACGUGCAGGUGACUAUAUUCUUCUUUCGUGACAACAACUCGGUGGUCCAAACGGUGGAUAUAAUGGUUGACGUGGUCGAUGAAAGCACCUACACUGGUGCGAUCUCCUGGAUUACUUCAGGGGACAGAAGUGGAGUACCCAACGGUAAUGACCCAAAGUUCAUGGAAAACUUUUCGGAGAGGAUUCAAGUGUUGGACCAACUCAACGUGUCCAGCCUGAAAGCAACCAGCAACAGCAUUGGUCCGGAUGUGCUCAGAAUUUUCUACGACCGCGAAAAGGAGGUCUGCCGUCUAUCAUUCACUAGUCCAGACUACGGGAUGGAAAACGAAGAAACAAUCUAUUCGAACGCAGGCUUACAUGCUCCAAAGCUUGGUCAGCCAUUGGCAGCGGGUAGCGCAGUCGGCGGAGUACACAGGUGGCCUCUGUUUGGUCAGAUUGUUGCUUUCAACCGAAGCACCAUAUAUGCAUUUCAUCACGAUUGCCAAGAGGCACUGAUUCAGGGAUACCGAUAUAUGCAUCGUAAAGCGAACAGCCCAGAGACAGAUUUCGUCCCCAUCGUGGUCACUAUUUGGCGUAGACAGGAGGAUGGGAGUAAACUGCUUCUCAUACGCAAAGGCAUAUUCCUUCGUGUGUUCAUCGCAAAUGGUUUGCAGUUGAUAAUGCCCGUGGUAAGGACCUUUCGUCAGGUAAAUGUGACCCACAUCGGUGGUAGUCUUUCGGUGCUUCCCCGCGACAGUAUCAGUGUGCCCCACGAUGCUGUUCCCGGCAUGGAACUUCUGGACGUGAACAUGACCAGGAUGCAGGGACCAUUACAAGCUCAGAUUGUCAAUCUGCGGGAUCCAACAAGACCGGUUACCAGUUUUCGUAUGAAUGACCUUCGAGGAGGAUUGGUCGCACUGCAACUGUUGAAUUACGCAGAGGCUCUUGUUAAGGUGUUCGUCAUCACACUUACAGUGGUGGAUCCCUUCUUCCAAGUUAGCAAACCUGUGAACCUGAAGAUUGCUACUUUCCUCCAACCAGUGGUUCAGAUGGACAUGGCAGCUGGUCCGUAUUUGCAAAGGACCCCUUCGUUCCAGGUAUUUAGCCUGCCUCUCUUCACCUACACGGGUGCAGUGAGUCUGGUUCACAAACACAACAUUCAAGUAGUUGGCUACAUUGAUGAAAGUGUCAUUACCUAUACUGUGCAGUCAUGGAGACCAAAUUUCGAUGGCAGGAUUAGUUCUGAAAACAAAAGACAAUUUGGUUCUCUCAGACUAGAUGGACGUUUCGCAGAAGGUUUGGUAUUCGGGCCACCGCAUAUCGUAGCCAUGCGUUUAACCUACGCGCACACAGGGGGCUACACACCAACGAUAGAGCGUGUGCCGUUGUCAGUGAGUGUUCCAGGUCUUACGCGACAUUUUCGAACUGCUCGUGUGCGGCGGUCAUUGGCUCCACUGAGUACUCCUCCACACCAAACUGGGAAGAACACAAUCCAUGAUGGUCAUCUCGGCAGUUUGAGUUUGCGUCGUGAACGCAACACUUUUAUGACCCGUCGUAAUCGUCGUCGCCGCAGAAGAAACGAAGAUUCAUCACCCGAAUUACAGUUAGAAUUAUCAGUCCGCAUUGUACGACUAUACAACCGGAUCCCGGAUGGAGCCCUCAGGUCGGGUGCUACCUACCGUCUCGCAGGAUCUUCCUACCUGUGUUUUACCGCGGAAGAUCUUCUGACCGCGGAGGCACUACAAGCUGUUCGAAGUGAUCUGGUCAACCUUGCAUUUACGGUCAAAGUAACUCCAAGCCUUGGGGUGCUUACUUAUCGCUCAGUCAUAACGAAGUUAAGGAAGCAUCGUCCACCUUCGGAUGCCUUUGGUUCAUCCACCGAUGCGGUUACCAGAAGUGAUGCGGAACUGGCCGUUGCACAAGAGCAGCACAUCUUAGAACAGUUUCAGGUGAGCGAAAUAACGGUGCAUGAAUUGGAAGCAGGCGACAUCUGCUACAUCAAUCAACGUCGUGAUAGAAUCACUGAUCUCAUCGGACUUAGGCAGACUGGUCGACACGACUUUCCGACCGUAUAUAUGAACCUGGAACUUCUGCCGCCAUCGAGGAUUGUUCUAUCUGAGCGUAUGGAUCCCAACGUGUUUAUGCGAGCCCGCGAAACUGCUCCACAUGUUGUAAUAACUCCGUUGCAUUUGAAUCACAUCCUUCAAUUCGCUGAUCCAUACAAUGGUUAUGCAACGAACAACCUAACAGAAGAGAGUCUUGCACCAGAUAGCGUUGUCUACCAGAUCACUGGUCCGCCUAGGUUUGCUGCUACAGACACCAGUGUGGGGGGCGUCGAAGCGACUCAUGAAGCUGGUCGACUGGUCAGCUUAAGCGCUGUGACAGCUAGUACUCACGAGGGGGACAUGAAUCUCCAACCGGGCUUGUCUACCAGCCUGCGUGAAGCAGAAGCACCGUCGGUGACCGAAUUCACACAGAAACAAAUCAAUGAUGGUGAUAUUGUCUAUGUCCCUCCUGUUUCCGAUAUUGGCAUAAUGGACAAAUUUGUCGUCGUGUAUUAUGCAGUGACCGGUCCAGGCAAUGUUCGUCUUCCAGAUCGCCAGCUUCGUGUUUUGAUUGUUGCUGAGGAUAAUCAAGCACCAAAGAUGGAGGUUCUUCAUCCACUAGACGUUGCGCGCGAUGGCGAGCUUUUGCUGAACUCCGACCUGAUUUCAAUCAGUGAUGUGGAUACUGCAUCGGACCGACUGAGUGUGCAUUUUGAACGUUUACCACGCUACGGUGAAAUUUCGUUGCUGAUGAAAGAUCCCCGAAAAUUUAACUCCACUUAUCCAGUGCCGGUAACUGAGGGACAGAGGUUAUCGGUAUCCAUGUUCAAAGCGGGACAGCUAAAGUACCGACAAACGGGAGCAAACGUUAAGUCUGAUGACUUUGUCUUGAGUGUCACCGAUGGAGUUCAACCACCACAGGCCCUACGAAUUCCGCUUCAAAUCAAGCCCAGAGUAUUACACGAACGCCGAUUAAACCAAAUUGUCAAUAAUUCCGUUAUUGUAGAGGAGAACGGAACAGUGAUUUUGCAUCCAUCCAUCUUCCCAUCUGCAAAUGACACUAAUGAAGGCCACUACGCAGGCAGCAGUGCCCCUCAAUAUUUUCUAAUUGUCUUCCCAACCAAGGGCAAUCUGAUAUUGAACAAUCGACAGAAAGUUUCUCAGUUCAGCUACGCUGAUAUUCACAAAGGACGCUUGGCGUACCGUCACGGACCGGCGGAAAUUGGUGUGGAUCCAAUGCUUGAUUUUGCAAAGAUUUGGGAUUUCAAUGAAGGGAAAACAUUCAGCUUGAAUUUUACCCUUGUUCCUGUAAAUAGUCAGCCCCCAAGGCUACACGCCGAAGCACCCGUUCAGGUGAAAGAGGGUGGGAGAGCCCUUAUCGAUCAAUACAUUCUCCAUGCCACGGACCCAGACACGGCCGAGGCAAACAUUCAACUCCAAAUUAUUCAUGCUCCCCGCUGGGGGCAUAUUGCGGUCGCAGAUAUCCCUGUUAAUACAACAUCUCCAAGGCUGGAAGGACUUAUUCCUGUGGUUGAUGGCAAUCUAACAGAGACAAUGAAUUUCAGCAUGCAAUUUCUCAAAGAUGGUCGAAUAUAUUACGUCAAUUCCCUUCACGCUGACGGUCGUGAGUCUGUGGAAGAUGUCUUCAGCGUAAGAGCUUUCGACGGCUCACUUUAUUCGUCACAAAUCGUAGAAGUAAAAGUGGCCAUUCUUCCGGUGAAUGAUGAAAUUCCCAUCGUCAGGCUUCUGCGGUAUUUCUCAGUAUCACUUGGUGCGCGUCGAAUAUUGACACCAUAUCUUUUUAGUGUGAGCGACAAGGAUGUGCCCCGUGAUAUGCUUCAAAUUCAGUUCACACAACUACCAAUAUUUGGAAAUCUAACUGUCUACUGGCAGCAUGGUGAGAAAUCUUUAAUUACUAAAACCAGUCCUCCAAUUACUGAGUCCUACUUGGGAAUGAUGAAUUUACUUUAUGUUCAAAAUGAGUCGUUAUUUUCUGCAAGUUCUCUGGAACAACCUGGGCCAAAUUCCAGUAAAUUGCUUGGCAUGGAUCGGUUCACAGUUACUGUUUCGGACGGUCAUCAUGUGAUAGAAAAACAGGCCCAUAUACUUAUUCGAUCACAUAAUAAAUACGCACCUGAGAUGACCGUUGAUCAAUCGAAUCCCGAUGGUCUAGUCUUGGAAGGUGUGCCAUGGACAAGGCUGGACAAAAAACCUGGUGGUUUGAUUAUCGCAGACCAGGAUACGUCUGAAGAUGACCUUAUCAUUACAAUAAUUCAGGCUCCAAAACAUGGGUCAAUACAGAGGCUACCUCGUCUUGAUCGAGCGAAUGGGGUUGAGUUGUUGGACCUGAUUGAAGAUGCGUGGGAUACAGAAGAAGCAUUGGCUGCUGAUAAUGAGCAGGAACAGGCCAGAAUGGCCCUUGCAGGCAGCGUUGGAGGACCGAAAUCUCUAAAGACACUGAAGGCUGGGGACCGAUUUACAAAAAGGCAAAUGGACACAGAGCGUAUUCAUUACGUUUACACCGGAUCUUAUAAGGAAACUGAUGUAUACGAUUCCUGUUCACUUCGACUGUCCGAUGGAGAUUAUGAGGCACCCGUCACAACUCUCAGAUUUCGAAUUAGGAGAACAGCUGGUCGCGCGGGUUCUUCUUCUCUACGUUAUUCUCCAACAGAUCAAAUACAGGUACUUCGACCUGUGGAGUAUGCGGAUCAAAUUCAAACUGAGGCACACAGAAUGCAGGAUCCUACAAUGGAAAAGAUGGAAAGCAAAGCUUUUCAACAAAUGGAUGAUAGUGGAUUGGCUGAUAUGACAAGACCAGCUAUACGAAUGCCGCCACAUGAAGCAUGUGUUGAACAGCACACCUUUCUCAACUUCCGAUCUUUGGAAUUCGAGCCGCUGAAUCUCAGUGAGAACGCAAAUCAUCCGUCCGGUUUGGUCAAUUUCACCCUACACGUAACAGAAGGUUACAAUUUCUCCCAUGAGGGUCGAAUACAACCAAUGGCUUGUGGUCACUUCAUCAUGGCUGACGAACCGCUAGAUUCGGUCACCCAAUUCAGUGCAAACGAUGUGCGUGAGCUAAAAAUUGCAUUUGCAGCGAAGGGUUGCAAACCAUUCAUCGAGCAGACAGUAGAUGCUCUAUUUAUGAUUCACAUUCCAUUUACACCCAGUCCUCUCUAUGCCGUUCUCCCGAUUCGUAUUACUAAGCGGUGUCGCCGUGUUCCCGAACUGGAACGUAUCCACCCAGUUUUCAUUUUACCCGGCGCUGACAUCCCUGUGAAUUCAAAGAAUUUAUUGUUCACAGAUCAAGACACAAGCCCGGCAAACUUGGUAUUUAUCAUCAGCCGCAACGUGGGAAUCGGCUCAACACAAAAUUUUGGCAGGCUUCUAACGGAGAAGAACGAAACGGUCUACUUGUUUACCCAGUCGGAGUUGAACGCGGGUCAAGUUAUAUUCAGUUCGGAUACAAAUGUGAUAUGGAGAAAUGGUGACCGACAAUUUGUGGAAUUACAUGUCUUUGAUGCCGGAGAAUUUGAUGGUGUCUUGGAGGCCGCUAGUUUGAACGGUCUUGUGGGACGAGCGUUCAAAGUUUUGCAACAGCAUGGGACGGCUGAAGCAAAUCCAUUCAAUGAACGUAUGCAGUAUAUUGCAGAUAGGAUUUCUCGUACUCUAUCUAUCAAGCCAGUUCGUUUGGAAAUCGCACCAGCAUCCAUUCAAGCGGUUAGGAGGUCUGAUUCAAAGUACGCUUUGUUAAUCCGCAGAGCCCCUGCGCCGCACACCUUGGGAACGAUUAAACCUGGACGAGUUGGAUUCCGUCUCAAUGCAAUGAAUUUGUAUGCAGAACAGCCAGAUGCCACCUACAGAUUGAUUCAGUUGCGUGGAAAUCGCGGAGAAUUCUUCAAUCUGCGGACAAAUCAUUCAGUCAGCACAUUUUCACAAGAGGAUUUGAACAGAAGAAGAAUAGCAUUCAUCCUGUUCGACACACCGAAAAAACGGACCUUGGAUGCAGGAAGGGAAAGGGGUACUAAACAGCUCCAGGAAACCAGCGUGGACAUCGACUUUGAAAUAAUCGAUCCUAAUGCGCGUCUGACACAAGCACAUGAGAGUCUAAGGCUGGAAUGGAUGCGCAUUGGAUUUCAAAGACGAUCUUAUCGGGUGUGUGAGGAUCGUGGGUUGCUCCGACUUGGCGUACAGCGUUAUGGAGCAUCCGAAGCUAUACAAAACGUUACCACGGAUGCCUACGUCGGUUUAACUUCCCAAACUGCCGUAGAAGGUCAGGAUUUCAGUCUUCACUCACAAAAACUUUUAACAUUUCGGUUGGGUGAAACACGCAAAUUUGUUUACAUUCGCCUACAUCCUCGAACGAACGGUCAAACAGAAAAACGGGAAUUUUUCGUGGAUUUGAAAUCACCCAGCGGUGCAAUGCUUGACUGGAAUAGACGAGCAUAUGUGGUCAUCAGGGCAAAUUCCAACUGCAAAGAUCGCGCAUACUUUAGUCCACAGCAUCGAGAGAAUCCAACCAGACGUGAUACAACAUAUUUAACUCAAGCAGAAUUCGGGGAAACGCAGGUGGAGAAAAUGUCUGCGGAUGAUAACGGUGUACGGAAUGCUCAUGGUUUAAGCCAUAGUGCUCGACCCCUCCAUCAAACCCGCUCUAUCAGUCUACAUGAAUGGCUGGCUAUCAACGAACUUCCUGAUUCACAGACACUCAGUGUUACAUACCAAGAAUUUCUGCACAAGAAGCAGACUAAUAGAUGCACCGAAGGCUGGCAUUUUUACGAAAACCGUUGCUACCAGUCGGCAACUGAGGGGCUUAUCAGUUGGAACCAGGCACGAAAGCAGUGCGAACUACAGGGUGCAUUUCUAACAAGCAUUAACGAUGCGAACCACCUGAAAUGGCUUCAUCAAUCGUUCAGUUUACAAAACCCAUACUGGAUAGGCCUUCAUCAACAACGACCGGGGUCGGAUUGGAUAUGGCACAAUUUUGAGCGAGCGGGUUUCCACAACUGGGAAAACGGGUCCCCUGUGGAAAUCGGCUGGACAAGGAAACGGCGAUCCCCUCGCAGACAUGCUAUAGGUCCAGUGAAGAUACUGUCAUCCGAACCUUUCAUACUGCAAUCUCCGGCUCGUCGGACGAAGCGACAAGCUCGGGUUCGUUGGGGUCCGAAGGCGUGUGUCCUGGUCAAACGUGAUAUGCUGUGGAAAAAUCAGUCUUGCAAUAAACCAAAGAGGGCAGGGUUUAUAUGCAUGCGUAACCCUGAAGUAUAAUCAGUGACCAAGAUCUAUCACGACAAGCAAUGAGGACACCAAACUGUCACAGUUAUAGUGUGUAUAUAAUCAUUCGAGAUCACUUAUGUGCUGUUGAACAUUAAACUUCUUUCCUGUUUAUGUACCGUAAUUCAGUACUGUUUAGUUGUUUGUCAAAAUGAUAUGCAUGACUUUGCCAAUGUGUUUGAUCAUGAAAGAGAUUCCAUUGAGAAUGUACGGAGUGAGACGACAGCUGCAAACACACACUCACAGUGUCUAAGAGUACCGCUUGUAUUCAGUAAGAAAAUCCCUUUUCCUUCUACACCUAUCAUAUCUAUCCAUUGUCGACAGAAUUACCCGCAGAUUUGGCAAGAUUUUCCGUAGAUUUGUCUGCAGUUUGCUCCACGAAGAGAUGCCCGGAACUUUCUCGACUUUGGCG